Zygosaccharomyces rouxii is the source of this 375-nucleotide messenger RNA. RefSeq lists its product as uncharacterized. The record is from RefSeq and is a predicted model, not a curated record. The transcript has a single exon. NCBI's taxonomy places the organism in Eukaryota, Fungi, Ascomycota, Saccharomycetes, Saccharomycetales, Saccharomycetaceae. The coding region runs from base 1 to 375 and encodes 124 amino acids.
AUGAUUCCACCCCCAACUGAUGCUGCGUUAAUUCAUGAGCACGCAUACCAGGAUACAGGCGACCUAAGCUAUGUACUCCAUCUGGACACAUUUACAGACGCUGGUGGAUACAAACCAAUUUUGAAAUAUGGGUUAGGGUUCUUUAACUACCAUUUGGCACACGAUGAUGAAAUAUAUGAGAAAUCGUGGCUUGAGAUGCUUCACUUUCACAUCCGUGAACGCUUCUUAUUCUAUGCAUUUAUCUUUUUGAUUUUAGGCCUUGUUUGGUCUAUUAUUCUCAUGAUACAAGUUAACCACGCGGGCCAAUUUGCAUUUGGGAAGAAGAAGACGUUGAAGAAGCAGGAGGACCUGGAGUUCCAUCACAUUAAAGUAUAG